AUGGAAUCCGAGAGCCGCCUUUGGCGAUUUUCCAAGCCCGAGUGGCUCAAUAAUUCUGCGAUCCGCACCACGGGCGUCUACACCUCUGGUGCGCUGUUCUCGAUCGGCUUCUUCUUCCUCGUCGAUGCCGCCGCAUUCUCGAUGAGCCCCAAGAACGGCUCCAAAGUGCAUGUCAAAUUCGUCGACUGGAUUCCCGGCAUCUGCUCUGCGCUGGGCAUGCUUGUGAUCAACUCGAUCGAGAAGGCGCGCCUGAGCGCCGACAGCUUUAGUUAUAGUGGCGGCGGAGUGGCAUGGAAGGCUCGUUUCGUGCUGUUCCUUGGGUUUGCGCUGCUUGCGGGGGGGUUGGCUGGGAGUGUGACGGUGCUGGUUCUGAAAUAUGUGAUGAACAACUACCCUUUGCAGACAACGUACUUUGGCAUCGCAAACGUGAUUGCAAACAGCCUUGUCAUGCUAAGCACGGUUGUACUGUGGAUAUCGCAAAACCUCGAGGAUGACUAUACCUACAACCUGGCUCUAUAG
Messenger RNA from Talaromyces rugulosus, 519 nucleotides. RefSeq lists its product as uncharacterized. The record is from RefSeq and is a predicted model, not a curated record. The coding region runs from base 1 to 519 and encodes 172 amino acids. The transcript has 4 exons. Lineage: Eukaryota; Fungi; Ascomycota; Eurotiomycetes; Eurotiales; Trichocomaceae. Gene Ontology annotation, cellular component: Vps55/Vps68 complex; fungal-type vacuole membrane. Gene Ontology annotation, biological process: protein targeting to vacuole; late endosome to vacuole transport via multivesicular body sorting pathway.